CACCCAGCGGAGCUCCAUCACCCACUCUCCUGCCUUGGAUUCUGCCACUGAGCUGCUUUAAGGAUUUAAGAGGGGAGAUUGUCCUACUUUCUGAGCUUCCAAAUCUUUUUGUCUGGUGGACCCUGAAUAGAACUUAGAGCAUCCUCAAAUGGCAACGAAAAUUGACAAGGAAGCGUGCAGAGAAGCUUACAAUCUGGUGAGAGAUGAUACCAAUGAAACGAGCUGGGUAACUUUUAUAUAUGAUGGCCAUACAAUAGUCCCAGGAGAACAGGGUGAAACCUAUGAAGAAUUUGUUUCUACUUGCAAAGAUGAUAUCAGGCUGUAUGCUUACAUCCGAUUCAUAACUGGGGAUGCCAUGAGCAAGAGAACCAAGUUUGUCCUAAUCACCUGGAUCGGUGAACAUGUUGGUGGCCUCCAGAGAGCCAAAACUGGUACAGACAAGACCCUGGUGAAAGAUGUAGUGCAGAACUUUGCCAAAGAGUUAGUGAUCACAGAGUAUAAAGAGCUGGAGGAAGAAUACAUUAGGAACGAGUUGAAGAAAGCAGGCGGAGCCAAUUACGAUGCCCAAGCUGAGUAGAGCCAUGCCUCCGUGGUGCCACCUGCCAGUUUCCAGUCCUGAAGCCAACAACGUGAAAACUGCAGAAUACUCGAGGAAGAAAAACCAAGCAAAUAAUAACUGGUUAUUUCUUUUGCAAAUGCCCCUAACCUUGCUAUCCAGCCUACCCGGGCAAACUGGAUGCACUUUGCCAUUCCACAUCACAUUAUCUCCAUAUUCAUCUCUGAUAGUGAAACACUGACUUGCACCAAACAGAUUUCUGCAUGGCCAUGCUCCCACUGGCUACUGACAUAUAAUUAGAAGUUACUGUGGCCCUUAGCAAAAAUCUUUUUGGGGACACUAUAUCCCCAGAACGAUUAAGACCUAUAGCACAUUGAUUGAAUUUUUUAAAUUGAAAUUUCACAUGUUUUAGGGUUUCCCUUGCCCCCCCCCCUACACUUCUGGAUCCUCCAGCAGUUGCAGGAUAUGAGCUCCUUAUAGUUAUGCCUAUAUUAUUUACGCACAUACUGUACAUUUACUGGCAUCUGUCAUGUAAUUUAUUAAUUCCCAGGAAUGUUAAACGUGAAACCUAGUGUCGCAUUCUUUGUACUUGGCCAGAUAAAGCUUUUAAAUUAAAAAAAGCAUAUCUUUAGACAAAGAAAAACAUUUGGAAACUCCUAGUUCUAUAAUGAAAAAGUCCAACCUAUCACCUUUAAAUAACUCCCAGUAUCACCUGGGAGCCUUUAUUUAUCUGAGAAUGCUGAGAGUUGUAGUUUAUCAGCAGGUGGAAGGACAGUGUAUGGAUUUGUGUGCUUUUUAAAAAAAUCCUAUGGUAUUAUUUCCUCUAGUAAGCAUGGAUAUAAACACUGUACAAGGGACAUAAAUAGAGGCAAUCAGAGAAGGCUCUAGAUUUUUUUUUUUACAUUUACACAUUAAAACCAAUACCAAGCUCUACACCCAAGUGCAGUGGGAACUGCCUUUCAUUCUAUGUUUUAUUUACCUUUUUUUUUUUAUAGAUAGAAACAUCAACGUUCAGAAAUGACUUGAAAAUAGUUUUACAGUGUAUUGCUUAUCGUAUGUGUAGCAUGUUUUUUAGGGACAGUUGUGCUGAAAUACAGAGUUUCAUAUGAAACAGUCAUUUGUAAUGUUUACAUUUGUGUACAUAAAAAAACAGAGGCGGAAUAUGAGAUAUAUUUUGUUUUUCCUGGAGAAGAAUCUUUUGGGGGGCUCCUGCAUUCUGGCCCUAUACAUAUUGCGCCCUGCAGACCCUUUAAAGUUUCUUUAAUAUGGAAGAGUACUGGAAAACACAAUAACACACAGGAGAUUUAAUUUGUUUUGGUUGCACGUAUCUUUUAUUGAUAAACAUCUGUAAACAUUCCUGCUGUUUCAUAUGUGACCAACAUGUAGUUAAGCCUCACUGUGCCUUUAAACGUUUUUUUUUUGCUUCACGACCGUCAUCUCUCUAUAGAAAUAGUCAGUGGAUUGGGCAGUGCUGAAAGUGCCUUCAGUCUGUUGCAUGUGAGUUUGGCUUCUCUGCUUUGAAACCAGCACAAAAUAAAGCUGCCAAGUAUAUAGUGAUUACCUCUGGCAGCAGUGUAACAUUCUGGGUUUCUGCUUAAACAUGCAAAGUAAGGAAAGCACCCGCUGCUUUAAUGUGCUUUUAUUUCUGUGGGAACAGUGGUGCUGCUGUGCAGUAACCUGAAGGCCUAUAAAUCUGGCUGUGUCUACAGGAGCUGGGCCACUUGUAUUGCAACAGAACAAGGAAAUCCAAUUAACUGGAAUGAGAAGUGUGGGACAGCAUCAAUGCUAAGAAUAAACCACUUGAACAAUAAAAAAAAAAAUAAAGAGGUUUUUUUUCA
This is a messenger RNA of Xenopus laevis (African clawed frog), 2394 nucleotides long. RefSeq names its product coactosin-like F-actin binding protein 1 L homeolog (gene cotl1.L). Gene Ontology annotation, biological process: regulation of actin filament polymerization. Gene Ontology annotation, molecular function: actin filament binding; actin binding. Lineage: Eukaryota; Metazoa; Chordata; Amphibia; Anura; Pipidae. The record is from RefSeq and is marked provisional. Gene Ontology annotation, cellular component: site of polarized growth; actin filament; cytoskeleton.